CCUUCGCCCACGUGGUUCGGCUCGGGCUCAGUCCGCGGCGCCGUGAGUGGGGCCGGGUCGAGGCGCGCCCCUCUGGUCCCGGCGGGGGUGGCCGGGGUCUCUCCGACUCCCAAGGGAAAGCUUGCGGGGCGAGGAGAGAGUACGGUGGGGAAGGAAGAACUGGGGAGGUCAGAGGUCAGCCUGGGGGUCAGGGGGCGUCGGAGGUUAUCAUCGGGCGGGGCUGGAGCGCGAGGGGGCUCGGAAGGAGGUUAGAGUUCAGGAGGGACGGAGCUGGAGCGUAAGGGGUCCCGGGGGCGUCAGAGUUCAGAAGGGGCGGGGCUGGAGCGUGGGGGUUGUUUGAGUUCAGGAGGGGCGGGCUGCUGUGUAGGGAGUGCCGGGGAGGUCAGGGGUCAAGAGGGCCCGGGCAAGUGCGUCCCGGGUGAGGUCAGGGGUCGGGCGCGUGCCCCCCCCGCCCCCCCCCCGGCCCUGCAUGGGGCUCUCCAGCCUGCGGGCGGCGGCCUGGGCCCUGAGGAGAGCCAGCGGACCGUGGACCCCGCGCCUGGGACCGCGCCUCCUCUGUUUGCCCCCCAUGGCAGGGAACGGGGAGGCGCUGGCACCGGUGGGGGCCAGGCAGGAGCAGGGCACAAAGGCCCGCAGCGGCUGGCAGGGCGCGGCCAGGACCUGGGAGGAAACAGCGCAGCAGGCCAAGAAGCUCAAGAGCAGCGAGGACGGGGAGCAGCCCCGCAAGCUGCCCAAGAGGAAGAUUGUGCUGCUCAUGGCCUAUUCCGGGAAGGGCUACCACGGCAUGCAGAGGAAUGCUGGGUCCUCGCAAUUCAAGACCAUUGAAGAUGACCUGGUGUCCGCCCUGGUCCGGUCAGGCUGUAUUCCUGAGAAUCAUGGGGAAGACAUGAGGAAGAUGUCCUUCCAGCGCUGUGCUCGGACAGACAAGGGGGUGUCUGCGGCCGGCCAGGUCGUGUCCCUCAAGGUGUGGCUGGUCGACGACAUUUUAGACAAGAUCAACAGCCACCUCCCAUCUCAGAUCCGGAUACUGGGGCUGAAGAGGGUCACGGGCGGCUUCAACUCCAAGAACAAGUGCGACGCCAGGACCUACUUCUACAUGCUGCCCACGUUCGCCUUCGCGCACAAGGACCACGAUGUGCAGGACGAGACCUACCGGCUGAGCGCGGACACCUUGCGGCACGUGAACCGGCUCCUCGCCUGCUACAAGGGCACCCACAACUUCCACAACUUCACCUCGCAGAAGGGGCCCCGGGAGCCCAGCGCCCGGCGCUACAUCCUGGACAUGUUCUGCGAGGAGCCCUUCGUGCGGGAGGGCAUGGAGUUCGCGGUGAUCAAGGUCAAGGGCCAGAGCUUCAUGACGCACCAGAUCCGGAAGAUGGUGGGCCUGGUGGUGGCCAUCGUCAAGGGCUACGCGCCCGAGAGCGAGCUGGAGCGCAGCUGGGGGGAGGCCAAGGUGGACGUGCCCAAGGCGCCCGGGCUCGGCCUGGUGCUGGAGCGUGUGCACUUUGAGAAGUACAACCAGCGCUUCGGCCGCGACGGGCUGCACGAGCCGCUGGACUGGGCGCGGGAGGAGGCGGAGGCCACGGCCUUCAAGGAGCAGCACAUCUACCCCACCAUCAUCAGCACCGAGCGCCACGAGAGGUCCAUGGCCCAAUGGCUGAGCACCCUGCCCGUGCACAACUUCAGCGCCACCGCCCUCGCGGCGGCUGGCCCAGACACCAAGGUCCCCAGCCCCCUGGAAGGCAGUGAAGGGGACGGAGACAGUGACUGAGGCACGGCCACCCCCCGGAGUGUCUUGGAGUUGGCCCACGACUCCUGCACCAGGACCCACCAGCCUGCUGUUGGCUGUUUGCCUCGGCCAGACAGGAGAGCCUGCUGGUGGCCUCCCAACCUCAGGAUCUUGAGACCUGCGUCAUUUUGUUUUCAUCAGGGGGAAAACCUGCUGCGAAUCUAUUUUCAGCUCAUGCGGAUCUAUAUACACCUCGGCGUGUAAAAACACUAUUUUUUUAAAGAAGCGAUUUUCUUAUUAAAUGAGCGCAAACUUUGCUUAGUCA
Messenger RNA from Camelus dromedarius (Arabian camel), 2054 nucleotides. RefSeq names its product pseudouridine synthase 1 (gene PUS1). Gene Ontology annotation, biological process: tRNA pseudouridine synthesis; mRNA pseudouridine synthesis. Gene Ontology annotation, molecular function: pseudouridine synthase activity; RNA binding. Gene Ontology annotation, cellular component: nucleus. The transcript is spliced from 6 exons. NCBI's taxonomy places the organism in Eukaryota, Metazoa, Chordata, Mammalia, Artiodactyla, Camelidae. The record is from RefSeq and is a predicted model, not a curated record. Bases 470 to 1771 code for a protein of 433 amino acids.